AUGGCAGCCCUCGAACUCAACGAACGGAGAAGCCACGGCUGGCCGAAGUUCAACCCAACUAAGGAAAGCUUCCGCAGCUUCAUCCAGCGAGUCAACGAGCAUGCCAACGCCACCAUGCGGACGGAAGCGGAUGCACUGAGGGCUCUACCAACAAUGCUGUCCGAAGAAUAUCUGGAAGCCUACCGAGCUGGAAUCAACGCGAACGACACCUGGCGGACAAUACUGGACAAAAUCCGAGAUGCUGUGCUCACACCUGCCAAAUGCUCGGAGUUCCAAGCCAAGCUGUCCGCUUUAUCCCAAGGUGGGCUGUCUGUUCAAGAAUUUGCGAAGCAACGAUCGACGAUUGGCGCGUUCAACGAUUCCAUUGGAUGCAUGAUGAACCGACUACAGCUACUCUGGGAACAAUGCAGGGAAAAGAACAAGAAGACUUCACCCCAGUAUGGCAGGAUCAAUGAGAGACAAUUGAAAGCCGGAGACAGCAUUUUGGUGCAACGACAACAACCCGAGAACAAGCUGGCUCCGAAGCUCAAAGGCCCGUUCAAAGUGCUCGAGAUCAAAGGAAAGAACGUUCAUUUCGCUGAUGACAGGAAGAUCAUUAGAACAGCGCACAAAGACGAAGUGAGAGGACUGCCUGGCCCGAAGGUUGAAGACGGAAUUGAGAGACACCAAUGUGGGCAAGGACCACGAAGAUCAAAAAGAAUUGCUGAGAAGAAGGGAGAGCGAAUUUGGUUUUCUUUUGUUUUGUAUGUUUCCUUCUCUUAUCAGAGGUUAGAGGGGUAG
Caenorhabditis briggsae is the source of this 780-nucleotide messenger RNA. The transcript has 2 exons. NCBI's taxonomy places the organism in Eukaryota, Metazoa, Nematoda, Chromadorea, Rhabditida, Rhabditidae. The coding region runs from base 1 to 780 and encodes 259 amino acids. The record is from RefSeq and is a predicted model, not a curated record.